This is a messenger RNA of Cylindrotheca closterium, 2079 nucleotides long. NCBI's taxonomy places the organism in Eukaryota, Bacillariophyta, Bacillariophyceae, Bacillariales, Bacillariaceae. The record is from the annotation of a GenBank genome assembly.
AUGAGUCUUUGGGAAACCUUUCGCAAUCAGCGACAUGAUUUCACAGGACGGACUCCGCCAGCAAAGCGGCAACAUCGAAAUCGAAACAAGCGAAAACUGGAAACGAAUGAAGAGGGGCACAAACUGUUACAACGAGAGAGAUGUCCCAUGGUGGCUUCAGUGACUUUUCCUGUGGCCACAACACCUUCUAUAUAUUCUUCGAAUCAAAGACGGAAACCCACAUGCCACUCCAGAUUCCUUGCAUGCCACCAUCUGGUGGACGAGGAAAUCACCGAUGCUGAAACGAUAUUCCUUCAAAUGGAUCGGCUUGGUAGCUAUGAGAGUCAGUCGCAACAACGGCAACGGAGAACACGGCGAAAUAGGUUGGCGUUAUCCUUGGCACACAAGAAACUGAUGGAAUUUGAUCAGCAGAAGGCAACCAAAAAAGACUGUUAUCAAGAUGGCAGUCAUGCCAUCUAUCGAAAGAAAGAAGACUAUUCUGGAUCUCAGAUGUAUGCUAGUUGCAUCUUUUUGAAUGAUCAUGAUCGAGUGCUGGCAGCCGACGUAUCCGGCAAGAUGGAUGUUGUUAGGGUUCCUGUCUUCCCCAGUGGGAACAAUAGCAAACUGCUUGGCACAGCCUUGCUGCAAGAAUUGCAAAUUGUAGGUGCUGGGGGAAGUCAACCAAACCAGUCUACAGAUACGUCUUCGGCACUCAAGCUUCAAUCCUUGGACCAAGGCAAUCGGUUUGCAGUGGGAAUGCCCAAUGGAAACUACUGUAUUGUUGAUACCGAACGGAUGAAAGCAACGAUGGCAAUUUCUGAACCAUCAGCUUUGAACAAUACAAGGAGAAACCGCUCGAAAGUGACGCCACCAAGUACGACUCUGUCCUAUCAUACGUCUUUAUUUCCGCAAUUGCAAGCAAUCACCGUUGCAGGAUCCAGAAGGAAAUAUCACCGAGACUGGAGCAAUCCGCAAUUGUCGCUACAACAACUCUUGAAGAGCAAUGGUCGCAACUUUUUAGACGCACACAACUUUCGACAAGUCUAUGGAUGGGAUCAGAACAAGCCACGAGUAACCACUCCAGUAUCCUUUCAACUAAAUGAAUCUGCUCCCGCCCAUGCGAACACCGCCCUGUGGGACUUUUGGGAGUCGCAUCCUUCUUCCGUGUUGGCAGCUCAUGUUGAUGCCGAGCAUGAUUGCUUUUCACUCUGGGACAGCCGACAAAAGCCUACAGUCGUAAUUGAUUCAUCCUUUGGUCGGUUUUCAUCACAGACGACAGCCCAAGAUCAUGUAACAUCUUGCGCCUUUGUUUCAGAAUUCUGUUUAGCCACAUCUCAUGUGACGUGGACUGCGAAUAGCUCUUCCUUGAAUGGUCCAUCCUCGUCGUCGGUGGUGGAAUGCUUGUCCAAUGGUAGACUGCAUAAGAAACCCACUGCCAAAGCAAGUUCUCGGAUUCAGUUGUGGGAUUUGCGAAUGCUUCGAGCUCAGCGACAACCCUUGAGCUCCAUGGCAGUCGUCCCUUCUUUUCCACAAGAUAGCGUCCUAGGUGGGUCUCCCGGUCGAAUAUUUUCCAUCGGGCAAGCAGCAAAACCAAAGCAAAAUCGUAACUUGGAGUCUGCUGUUCUCAACAUACAAGCGUCGAAAUCUUGCAACAGUGCAUCAAGGCACUCUCAAGUGCUUGUGACUACUGAUUCGCAUUCCUCCGGUCUACAAUACCAUCUCUUGGAACUGGCGCAUGGGGAAAUCACCAGAACUAUUUCUCAUGGUCAAACGACUUCGGGCUUCAUGGCAGUUGCCCCUUCGCAGCAUGCCAUGGUGUGCAGUACUGCUAGCGGUACGGGGGAUUCGUUGCAAGUCUACAAUUUGUUGGACCAACGACAUUCAUCAACAGCUCGAAGCACGAGUGGAACCAAACGAUCCCAUCUUGGUCAGUCACAUGCAGCAGAAGCAGAGGCCAACGAUAGAGCCGGGGUAAAAUUCACGCCAGUGAUCAAAGAUCGACAUGGGCUGUCCACGCAACUCUCUUGUUUGGCAAUGAACUACAGCGGAACGAGCAUAAUGGGGGGAUCAAUCGAUGGAGACUUGUUUUUAUGGCGUUAA